This is a messenger RNA of Staurois parvus, 252 nucleotides long. NCBI's taxonomy places the organism in Eukaryota, Metazoa, Chordata, Amphibia, Anura, Ranidae. The record is from the annotation of a GenBank genome assembly.
UCUUCCUGACCACAUAAUGCAUAUGUGGUGGCCGGAAAACCAGGCCUUAAGGCCCAGAUGCCACACAUACAGGGGUGCAGGGGCGGACUGACAACUCAUGGGGCCCCGGGCAAUAGGGGAUCAUGGGGCCCCUGUGUCCUUGCCCAAACUCAAAAAAGCCUAUUAAAAAGGUACCAGGGGCAUCUCAUGGGGCCCCCUACUGACCCCGGGCCCUCGGGCAGUGCCCGAGUUUCCAAAUGGUCAGUCCGCCCC